AUGCUACAUCAUUUGAAUGCAAGGUGUGGUGCAGAACAGUGUCAGUACAGGCUGGGCAGCAACUCCUACCUUCCAUCUCUGGGACUGCAGGAGCUGGGUGGUGAUUGUUUUAGGUUGGAGCAACUUCUCCUUCCCCAUUUCAGGCGGGGUAGUAACUGGAAAGUUUCCAUAAUCACCAGUGACUUGCCAAAUGCAGGAACAAGCUCACAGAUUUAUAUUACGCUAUAUGGAGAAUUUAGAAGUUCAGCCCCGAUAUAUCUUUAUGGAGCUAAUCGGGCUCGAUUUCAGAGUGGCAGUGAAGACAUCUUUACUAUCACAGUUGGAAACAUCGGAACACUCUUUAAGGUUCGUAUUGGUCAUACCAACUCUGGAUGCUCCCCUUCUUGGCACUGUAAAGAGAUACAACUGCAGAACAUGAACUCUGGAAAUCAGUUUUAUGUACCUGUUCAACGAUGGCUGGCACAAGAUCAAGAGGAUGGGGAAAUCUGUCGAGAGUUUCCCAUUAUAAAUAAAGGACAGCCCAUCCUUCCAGUGACAAUAUAUGAAGUGUACGUGGCGACAGGUGAGCUGUGGAAUGCUGGCACUGUAGCAAAUGUCUACAUUUCUAUCUAUGGGAAAAAAGGAGAUACAGGAUCCAGACAACUGUUUAGAUCGAAGAGCUCCUUUAAUUUUUUAAGAGGACAAACGGACACCUUCUUUCUGGAAGCUGUGCACCUUGGAGAUUUAUACAAGAUUGUGAUAGGCCAUGACGGGCUUGGCCCAGGAAAUGGCUGGUACCUUGAUGAUGUUGUGAUCAAGGAUCCCACAACCAACCACGAAUAUGCUUUCUUCUGUCACAGAUGGCUGGAUCAAGGGGAAGAUGAUAAGAAAAUCGUCAGAGAAUUGUAUGCCAGGGAUAACAGUAUCUUCUCUAUGAGGCAGAAGCUAGAACUUAAGAGAAAAGAAACAUGGACUGCAGAGAGUUGGAAGUUUACAAAAGGAAAUACUGUCCAGUUCUACAACAGGCUGACCAAAGGCUUUGUCCGUCUGCAUCCAAGUGGCACAGUUGAUGCCACAGGAGAGAAGACAGACAGAUAUGUAUUACUUCAUGAUGUUACAUUCAGUGUCCUCUCAAUUCGCACUCAAGAAUCACUUUUCACAGGCCUGGGAAGUGUGAUGAACAGUGCUGACCUGUGGGCAUCUUUUCAGAAAAUAUUUUAG
This is a messenger RNA of Tupaia belangeri chinensis (Chinese tree shrew), 1200 nucleotides long. Its product is annotated as lipoxygenase homology domain-containing protein 1-like. The transcript is spliced from 12 exons. Gene Ontology annotation, molecular function: protein binding. Bases 1 to 1200 code for a protein of 399 amino acids. The record is from RefSeq and is a predicted model, not a curated record. NCBI's taxonomy places the organism in Eukaryota, Metazoa, Chordata, Mammalia, Scandentia, Tupaiidae.